Molecule: messenger RNA, 1814 nt
Organism: Peromyscus maniculatus bairdii (prairie deer mouse)
Lineage: Eukaryota; Metazoa; Chordata; Mammalia; Rodentia; Cricetidae
Source: RefSeq, a predicted model, not a curated record
GGAGGGGAUCACUCAGGACCGAGGCCCCUGGAGGUCCCAGGCUGGCCAAGUGGCCAUGCUGGACCCAGAAGGGCAGCAGAGGUCCCAGCCCUCCUCAUAGCUAGUGCAGAGUGACCAGCGCACAAGGAGCCAUGGACAGCUUCAUGGAGUCGCUGAACAGACUGAAGGAGGCCCAUGAGAAGGAGGUCCUGGGCCUGCAGAACAAGCUGCUAGAACUGAACUCAGAGCGGUGCCGGGAUGCCCAGAGAGUAGAGGAGCUCUUUGCCAAGAACCACCAGCUCCGGGAGCAGCAGAAGGCACUGAAGGAGAACCUGAGGGUGCUGGAGAACAGGCUGCGGGCUGGCUUGUGCGAUCGCUGCAUGGUCACUCAGGAGCUGGCCAGAAAGAAGCAGCUGGAACUGGAAAGUGCACGCCUGCAGAGCCUACAGCAUCUCUGCAUCCUCACCAAUGAGAUGAAUGGGCUGAGGGAAGAAAACAAGCUCCUGAAGGAAGAAGUGAAGAGGCUUCAGAGCCUGGGAGACAAAGCUGCACCCCAGGCCUGGGAGGGCACCUCAGGGCCCCCAUCACCCAUACCUCUUCCCUCACCCGGUAACCGGAAGGGUGCCACCGAGAACCCCCCAGGAGGCCCGGAGGAGGCUGAGGAAGAACAGCCAGGCACAGAGAAGGUGUCAAGCCACAAGACAUCCCCUGUAGCCAGAAUCUCCCCAGCUGCCAACCUGCCUGAGUCACGAGCCCUGGACAUGAGCCCUCAGUGCAUCUCCAACCAACUGCACUCGACAGUAGCUGUGGUGCGGCCAGGCUCCCGGGCCUGCCCACCAGACUGUGGCACUGCCAACGGCACACCCCCACCGCCAUCCACCAGAAGCAGCCCACCCAGCCCAGCAUAUGAACAUGGCUUCCCUGUGGACAGCUUCCUGCGGGUCUCCCGGCCAUCAGCCAUAGCCUAUGAGACCCUGAAGCGCUCCCUUCAGACGGAUCGCCUCUGCCUUCUGAAUCGCCACCUGUCUCUGCACCUGCAAAGCCCCCACAGCAGCCCCCUGGCUCCUGCUAUAGCUGCCCGUAGCCCCCUGCCCCAGGGCCUGAAGACUAGAGAGGCCGAGGCAUGGGAGGAGCCGGGUGCCUUGGUGGGCAUACAGGACCCACGGCUGGAAGGAGCACUGCAGCUGCUGCUGGUUCAGCAGCAGCUGCGAGCCCGGGCACGGGCAUGCAGUGCCAGGCUGAGGGUCCCGUCCACACAAGAAGACGUGCCAUCUUCCCCACCAGCUGGCUCGGAUUCUGAGAACUCGGAGAGUGAGGCCCCCAGGACAGCUCUGAGCACAGAGGCCCAGCCUGAUGGGUGGCACCCUCAGUCCACAGGCCAAUGUAGCCCCCCAAGGAAGGAGAUACAUGUGACCACUCAGGACUGUCCCCCAGACAAGCCUCUGGACCUCUCUGACCGGGGACGGUGUCGGGACAUCCCCAAGUCCACUCUCAGCACCACAGCUGGCCACACUCCCAGCCCCCAGCUGACCACCUUGUCCAGACCCGUGAUUCACAGCCCCCAUACUCUCAGCAAUGGCAGCAGCACACAGACCAGAGCUCGGGAGCCUGAAGAACACUCCACUCCCAAGGAUACCUCACACCCUCUCCCAGGGACCCAUGCCAGCCUGACCUCUCCUGGAAGAACAGCAGAGGAGGCUGGAGGAAGGCCCAGGCCAGUGCCCCACCUGCAGAGGCCUGACACUGAUGGGACCACAGGUAGAAUUGGGCAAGGGACGGCUGGCACCAGGCGCCCUGUGGGUGGCACUCCUCCAUUCCGGGACGCUGCCUGGUAG